AUGGCUGCGCUCAACUGGGCCAUGCUCACCCCGCAGGGCAAGCCCGUCCCUUUGCCCCACGAGAAGUGGCUCUUCUCGUCGUCGCCCGGCACCGUCGCCAUCUCGCUCUUCCCGCACCCGCCAGGCAGCCCGCUCAACCUCGAGCCAAAGCCCACCGACACCCACUACAAGCACCAGCACGGCACUCUGUACCUCUCGCAAAAGCGCGUCGUCUACGUCGCCCCGCCCUCGUCCACCUCGACUCCGUCGGCUCGUCGUCACCUCGUCCCGAGUGGGGCCACCUCAACCGCCACCACCUCGCACGCCGACCAGCAGAGCACCAUCGCCUCGGGCAGCGCAUCCAUCCUCCCUCCCCCACGGCCCUCGACCUCGUCCGCCCCAAGCGGCCCCGCCACGCUCGAAUCGCUCUCGGUCCCCCUGCGCGCCUUUGUCGACGGCCGCCUCGUCCAGCCCUGGUUCUCGGCAAACUACUACGAGGCCCUGUGCCUCGAAGGAGACGGCAACGGCGGGCUCGAGGGUCCUCACCUCGUUCGCUUCUACUUCAAAGAGGGCGGCGCACCCGACUUCUACUCGGCCGUCGAGGAGGUCAAGGCGCGCCUCGAGCUGUCGUCGGCGACGAGGGGCACCCCGGUCGAGCAACUGCCCGCGUACGAGCCCCCUCCACCGUCGUCCACCUCGUCCCCCCCAGCCCCCCCCGCCUCGCUCUCCUCCUCCUCCUCCUCGCCCGCACCCGCACCUCCCUCGCCGCACACCGGCGCAGGAGCAGUUCCCUCGCCCGCCGACCUCGCCGCCGCGAGCGUCGCGACGGCCGCCGACGAGUCCGAGCAGCUCGAGCGCGACGAGCGGUGCGCGGCGCAGGGCGGGCCGCCGCCGGGUGUCGGGGUUGACGAGGCGCCGCCCGGGUACGACGAGGCGCAGGUUCGGGCGUGA
This is a messenger RNA of Rhodotorula graminis WP1, 930 nucleotides long. RefSeq lists its product as uncharacterized. Lineage: Eukaryota; Fungi; Basidiomycota; Microbotryomycetes; Sporidiobolales; Sporidiobolaceae. Gene Ontology annotation, cellular component: nucleus. The coding region runs from base 1 to 930 and encodes 309 amino acids. Gene Ontology annotation, biological process: positive regulation of DNA-templated transcription. Gene Ontology annotation, molecular function: transcription coactivator activity; chromatin DNA binding. The transcript has 3 exons. The record is from RefSeq and is a predicted model, not a curated record.